Messenger RNA from Engraulis encrasicolus (European anchovy), 2023 nucleotides. It is a transcript of the gene wipi2, whose product is annotated as WD repeat domain, phosphoinositide interacting 2. The transcript has 12 exons. The coding region runs from base 168 to 1448 and encodes 426 amino acids. The record is from RefSeq and is a predicted model, not a curated record. Lineage: Eukaryota; Metazoa; Chordata; Actinopteri; Clupeiformes; Engraulidae. Gene Ontology annotation, molecular function: protein binding; phosphatidylinositol-3-phosphate binding; phosphatidylinositol-3,5-bisphosphate binding. Gene Ontology annotation, biological process: nucleophagy; autophagy of mitochondrion; protein lipidation. Gene Ontology annotation, cellular component: extrinsic component of membrane; cytosol; phagophore assembly site membrane.
CGCACCAAGGACGAACAGCAACAGUCAGAGAACAACAACAACAAUCACAGGAAUAAAGGAGGAAUGCAUGGGAAGCUGAAGGAUCAAGAUACAAUUUAAGACACCAUCCUCAGCUCACUUUACGGCUUUUUCCACUUCAGUAGUUACUUGUAAAUGGUGCUGAGCCCAUGAACCUGGCGAGUCAGAGCGGGGAGGCCGGCUGCAGCCAGCUUCUCUUCGCCAACUUUAACCAGGACAACACGUCCUUGGCCGUUGGCACCAAAUCUGGCUAUAAGUUUUUCUCAUUGUCUUCAGUCGACAAAUUGGAACAGAUAUAUGAAUGUACUGACACAGAAGAUGUGUGCAUCGUGGAAAGGCUAUUCUCCAGCAGCCUGGUUGCUAUUGUUAGCCUCAAAGCACCCAGAAAGCUGAAAGUUUGCCACUUCAAGAAAGGGACUGAGAUAUGUAACUACAGCUACUCCAACACUAUACUGGCAGUGAAGCUCAACAGACAGAGAUUGAUAGUAUGCCUGGAAGAGUCACUGUACAUCCACAACAUCAGGGAUAUGAAAGUACUGCACACCAUUCGGGAAACUCCUCCAAAUCCAUCAGGGUUGUGUGCACUAUCCAUCAGCAAUGACAACUGCUACUUGGCCUACCCUGGCAGUGCGACAAUAGGAGAAGUUCAGGUCUUUGACACAAUCAACCUGAGGGCUGCUAAUAUGAUACCCGCUCAUGAUAGUCCUCUCGCUGCUCUGGCCUUUGACGCAAGUGGCACUAAGCUUGCGACUGCCUCAGAGAAGGGGACUGUCAUUCGAGUGUUCUCCAUUCCAGAAGGGCAGAAGCUCUUUGAGUUUCGCAGAGGAGUGAAACGGUGUGUGAGCAUCUGCUCGCUGGCCUUCAGCAUGGAGGGGCUCUACCUGUCGGCCUCCAGCAACACAGAGACAGUUCACAUCUUCAAACUGGAGACCCAGAGAGAGAAACCACAGGAGGAGCCGACUACCUGGACGGGCUACUUUGGGAAGGUUCUCAUGGCCUCCACCACAUACCUGCCAGCUCAGGUGACCGAGAUGUUCACCCAAGGCAGGGCCUUUGCUACUGUCAGACUGCCGUUCUCUGGACACAAGAACAUCUGUGCACUUGCUACAAUCCAGAAGAUUCCACGGCUCCUGGUGGCAGCUGCUGAUGGGUACCUGUACCUGUACAACCUGGACCCUCAAGAGGGGGGAGAAUGCACACUAAUGAAGCAGCACAAAUUGGAUGGCAGUGCAGAACCGGCCAAUGAAAUCCUUGAACAGACAACACAUGACCGUCCGCUAGUGGCACAGACCUACAGCGCUGCUGUGGCCAAAGGUUACUCCGGUGAGGACCAGGGGGCUGUGGGCGGCGCUGGCAUGGAGGACGACAUGAACACUCUACACCUGGACGAGGAGAAUGAACAGCCUCCUCUCAUCCUGGAGACUGACUGAGCACACACACACGGGCGAUGCAAAGGAGGGCGAGCGAGCGAGAGAGUGAGUGAUCAAGCAGGCAAGCAUGGGGGCCACAAGAACUUUAUGGGGGGUUUCAGGUGGGGGAAGAGGGAGGGAGGCCUCCUGUGCGGGUGCUGCUGCUAAGGCAUAUGUGACAUGGAGGGAAGAAGGAGGGAUUAAACAGAAAGGGCAUUUUUAAAAAAAGCACGCCUAGCUGUAGCCUCAUUCUGUCUAUUGUUACAUAUAGAUGUUUUUUUCUUUUCCCUUGUGGCUUUUUGAAACAAAAUGACAAAAAAAACAAUGAUCAUCUGGCGGCAUUUUGAAGUAGCCAGAUAUGCAUUUAAUCAUCGAUCGAAAAUGAGAAAUCCACCAAGCUGCAGGUGUUGCGUCCCUUAGCUUUGCAUGUACAUGUGCCAAGUGUAGGAUGUUUUAGGGAAAAAAGAAAAACAAAAAAAUUGCUCUCAUGUCAAUGGUUCUGAACUAUAUGGUAGACUAUUUUGUCUCUGAAGCCUUGUUGAAAAUUUAAAUGUGAUUUUUCUCAUUUUAUAAGCAAAAAAGUGGUCUGUAAAACA